AUGUCUCGUCGCGCGGGCUCUCGGCUCCAAAGCGCCUUACUGCUGCCGUGCAAAUUCAGGGAUGAAGUGUUGUUCCCGUUGCCAUUAGAAACAGACGCGGGUCUGGCUGGCACUGACGGGGACGAAGGCGACCGCUUGUUAGAGAAGGUUAUGGCUUGGUACCGCGACAAGGGGGAUGAUGUUGUCUGGACUGAGGAAUUCCUACGAGGCGAGUUUUGGGAAUUCCUCUUUUCCCUUUUUGUUUUGUACACGCUAACAUGUUCUAUGGGUUCAGUCAUUGUCGUGCUUUGCAACAAGCGAAACCACGACUUAUUCCUUGAACGGGGCAGGCAGCUUAAAGUCAUUCCCUUGGUCGUCGGCACUGGUGGAAAUGCAGAAGCAGCACCAGGCCCGCAUGUCCUGCAUUGUGUAUCGGGCGAACUGUUCCCUGUACGAAGGCUGUUCGAGGACUGCAAUGACUGCUUUGUUCGAGGUGUGAUCUCGAGCGGUAGAGAUGAUGGAAGUGAUGGCGAGGAGACUUUUCGCUGGGUCCCCGGAACGAAUGACGUCAUUGACAUUGCUGGCCUAGAGACCGGCUGUGGCAGUGCAGACUACAGGAAGUUCCAGGCCCCAAGAACCAGAUCUGUAGCGUGCGUAGAGCGCCUCUUGCGCGCCGGAGCAGUCAUGGUGGGCAAGAUGCGCUGCUGUCAAUGGUGUGACGGCCAGGAUCCCCUGGAGCGAUACGAGGAGCCAACGCCCGUGAACCCUCGAGGAGACGGCUGGCAAAAGCCAUCUGGGUCGAGCUCUGGGUCCGCGGCAGGUGCCGCGAGCUACCCCUGGUUUGACUUCACAGUCGGGACAGACACUGGCGGGUCUAUCCGACAUCCGGCUGCAGUCAAUGGGGUGUACGGCAUCCGGCCAUCUCGAGGGAGCGUAGACAGCGCGGGGCUUGUUUGUUCCACAUGGACGGACACGACGGGCGUGUUUGCUCGAUCGGCCAAGAUCGCCAGAGACGCCAUGAUGGUGAUGACGGAUCCCUUGUGGCUCGAACAAAAUGCGUACGGCACCCGUGACUCUGGCAAGCCACCGACCAAGUUCAAUCUAUUAUACGCCGUCAACUCGCCUUAUCCUCAGCAAUCUGACAACAAGACGCCAAAGUUCUUCUCUGCAGGCGGCACGGGAGCCGAAGCCAGCACCCCGGCGGGGAAACAGCUCGAGGCCUUUGUGCGUGCCCUGGAGGAGCACCUGGGCUGCAAACGACGAGAAGUCUGCCUCGCCGAGCUCUGGCAGCACACCCGCCCUCCUGAAGCAGCAUCAUCAUCAUCCGCCGCCGACCUGACUGGAUGGACAGAAAAGAUUUACCAAAACGUCGUGUACCACGAUCUCGCCAAGAACACCGUCGAGCCAUUCGUCCAGCGUUUCAAGCAAUCCAACGCGAGGCUCGACUACGGCAACGACCUGCCCGAAGCAGAUUACCAAGAGUCUGUGCGCAAACUGCGAGUGUUUGGCGACUGGGUGAACCAUCAUCUCCUGCCCAUACCUUCUUCUUUAUCUUCUUCUUUUUCUUCCACUACUCGUCAACAACCACAGAUAACCAAGGAGGACAAGUCGCCAGUCACGCUCCUCGUCUAUCCUCAGAGCUGGGGCGUCCCGUGCUACCGAGACGAGGUGGUCCGGCGAGUACCAGGCGGCGACGACAACAAGAACAACAAGAACAACAUAUUCUGGAGCGGGUUCUCCACCUACGGACUCAGCUACUGCUCCGGGUGUCCGGACUUUACGCUGCCCGUGGGCGAGGUCGAGUUUCGCUCAAAGGUCACAGACACGGUGGAGAAGUUGCCGGUAGCGAUAUCCCUGCUCGGCCCGGGGGGCUGUGACAAGAUCAUGCUGGGCCUGAUUGCGCAGCUGGAGGACGAGGGGAAGCUGAGGGCGGUCAACACCGGACCGAACUUGUUUCCAGAGUAAAUCAGUCACGGAGUUUGGGAGGAGACAUGGCAAAAUGAGAUAUGCCAACAGUGAAAGCGUGUAACAAAGAUACAUCAACGUUGAAUGGUAGCUCAAGUGGG
This is a messenger RNA of Microdochium trichocladiopsis, 2045 nucleotides long. Its product is annotated as amidase signature domain-containing protein. The coding region runs from base 1 to 1944 and encodes 647 amino acids. The record is from RefSeq and is a predicted model, not a curated record. Lineage: Eukaryota; Fungi; Ascomycota; Sordariomycetes; Xylariales; Microdochiaceae. The transcript has 5 exons.